Schizosaccharomyces osmophilus is the source of this 273-nucleotide messenger RNA. It is a transcript of the gene dad2, whose product is annotated as DASH complex subunit Dad2. Gene Ontology annotation, biological process: attachment of spindle microtubules to kinetochore; mitotic cell cycle. NCBI's taxonomy places the organism in Eukaryota, Fungi, Ascomycota, Schizosaccharomycetes, Schizosaccharomycetales, Schizosaccharomycetaceae. Gene Ontology annotation, cellular component: mitotic spindle pole body; DASH complex; mitotic spindle midzone. The record is from RefSeq and is a predicted model, not a curated record. The transcript is spliced from 2 exons. Bases 1 to 273 code for a protein of 90 amino acids.
AUGUUGAAUAGUCGAAUUACUGAAAAAGAAAAAGAAUAUGCUUCCAUAUGUAAAUUAAAGGAGAUUUCUCAAGAAAUGUCUAAAAAAUUGGAACUUUUAGCCGAAAGACUGGAGACUUUGAAUGAUGGUAGUGAAGCUGUGUCUACAGUUUUACAAAACUGGCCUAUGAUUUUUGAAUCCAUACAAUUAGCUUCUCAAAAUACGGAAGCUCUAGUUCGAGUUCCUCAUACCCUUGAUGAGAAGCAGCCAUCCGACUCUUUCUCAAAUCAAUAG